AUGCGAGAGCUGGCGGGGAGGAGCUGGAGUGCGGGGGGGGACGCGAUGCAGAUCACGAAGCUGGUGCAGGGGAUAGAGGACGGAAGUCUGUCGGACCUGACGCACCUCGACCUCUCCAACUGCAAGAUGAACGAGCUCCCUGCUCAAGUGUGCUCUUUGCCCUCCCUGGAGUUGCUGAACCUGGGAGGAAACAACCUGAGCUCCCUCCCUGAUGACAUCGGCGGCCUCGUCUCUCUCAAGAUUCUCUUCUUCCUCGGCAACAAGUUCGAACGGAUCCCCCCAGCCAUCAAAGGCUUGCACAACCUCGAGACUCUCUCGUUCAAGGGCAACAGGCUGGUCGAGGUCGGGGAGGACCGGCUCCCGCUCUCCCUCAAGGCGCUCAUCCUGACCAACAACAAGAUUGCUGAGCUGCCCCGAUCGAUAGGAAGACUGCAGAAGCUGCAGAAGAUCAUGCUGGCCCAGAACGAGCUGAUGAGCCUCCCCGACGAGCUGGCCGACUGCAACAACCUUGAGCUGAUCAGGCUGGCGAACAACCGCCUCGAGGCCAUUCCUGAACGUCUCUUCCUCCUCCCCCGACUCUCCUGGAUCGGACUAGCAGGGAACGAGCACCUGACGCGCGCCCCUCACAACAUCGCCAAGACGUACAGCAUGGAAGACCUGGAGAUGUUCGAGCAGAUCGGGAGAGGAGCGUCAGGCUGCGUUCAUCGCGCCCUCCUCCGUCCGACGGGGACACCGGUGGCGGUGAAGAUCUUUCACGAGGAGGAAGCGAUCUCUGACGGCUCUCCGUGGGAUGAGAUCGCCAUCGCCUCCUCUAGCUUGAUCGGCAUAGUGAAGGAGCCGAAGCUGGCAGCCAUCACACACCUCGCUCCUCAGGGGUCGAAGAUCCUGGCAAAACCUCCGAGCCUUGCGAGCAUCACGCGUGAUGUCUACACGAGGAGCUCAGCAACAACUGGCGAGCACAAUGACACCAUUGUCGGUCCCCUCUCGCUCUCUGCUGUGAUCGCCAUCGCCUAUGCCAUGGCCAACGGCCUGAGAGCACUUCAUGACGCCGGUAUCUGCCAUGGCGACUUGUAUGCACACAACAUCCUGGUGGAGCCUUCCUCACUGUGGGCCUGCUUGCUCGACUUCGGGGCGAGCUUCUGCUUCCAUCGCGACGCCAUGAAAGCUCCUCUCCCCGUCCCUCUCCUCCUUCGCCUCGAAGUGCUUACGGUGCUCGCGUAUGGGAGGCUGCUGGAGGAGCUCCUGGGCAUGACAGACGGGGUGGCAGAUGCUAGGGAUCUCGACGCCAUGGAGAGUCUGCAGCAACUGGCGGAGGGAAGAACCGGGGGGAUGUAG
Messenger RNA from Guillardia theta CCMP2712, 1335 nucleotides. RefSeq lists its product as hypothetical. The transcript has 7 exons. Gene Ontology annotation, biological process: protein phosphorylation. The coding region runs from base 1 to 1335 and encodes 444 amino acids. Lineage: Eukaryota; Cryptophyceae; Pyrenomonadales; Geminigeraceae. Gene Ontology annotation, molecular function: protein binding; ATP binding; protein kinase activity. The record is from RefSeq and is a predicted model, not a curated record.